AGCACUAAAAGCCGCUUAGAAGGUCUGGCAUCACUGAUUCUAAAAACACGCGCAAGCAAAAUAUUAUAUUUAAGAAAUGGAAAGUAGUAGUUAACAAAGGUUUAAACGUAUUAAAGUACUAUUUUUAAAACAAGCCCUGCUCAUAAAGAACAGCGAACUACCUCUACCAAAAGAUUUUAUAUUCAUAAGGCCGAAACCCGACACAAGCUAUCAUGGCUGGCGUACUCUUCGAGGAUAUUUUCAACGUGAAGGAUAUGGACCCAGAGGGCAAGAAGUUCGACCGUGUGUCCCGCUUGCACUGCGAGUCCGAGUCCUUCAAGAUGGACCUCAUCCUGGACAUCAACUCAUGGCUUUAUCCCAUGGAGCUAGGCGACAAGUUCCGCCUGGUUCUGGCCACCACGUUGCGCGAGGAUGGCUGUCCGGACAGUGGAGAGUACAACCCCAUGGAGCACGAGGGCACGCGAGCGGACAGUUUCGAGUACGUGAUGUACGGCAAGAUAUACCGGAUCGAGGGCGAUGAGGCGCAUAACGAGGCGUCCCGGCUCUCCGCUUAUGUGUCCUUCGGCGGCCUGCUAAUGCGACUUCAAGGAGACGCCAACAAUCUUCACGGCUUCGAGGUGGAUCAGCACAUGUACCUGUUGAUGAAGCGGCUGGCCUUUUAAAUUCCCUAUCUUCUUACUUUCGUUCGCAAAUUAGACAUAAACAACAAACUUUA
Messenger RNA from Drosophila eugracilis, 715 nucleotides. It is a transcript of the gene Rpb8, whose product is annotated as DNA-directed RNA polymerases I, II, and III subunit RPABC3. The coding region runs from base 213 to 662 and encodes 149 amino acids. Gene Ontology annotation, cellular component: RNA polymerase III complex; RNA polymerase I complex; RNA polymerase II, core complex. Gene Ontology annotation, biological process: DNA-templated transcription. The transcript has 2 exons. NCBI's taxonomy places the organism in Eukaryota, Metazoa, Arthropoda, Insecta, Diptera, Drosophilidae. Gene Ontology annotation, molecular function: DNA-directed RNA polymerase activity. The record is from RefSeq and is a predicted model, not a curated record.